Ostrea edulis (European flat oyster) is the source of this 4163-nucleotide messenger RNA. RefSeq names its product protein CIP2A homolog. Bases 181 to 2988 code for a protein of 935 amino acids. The transcript is spliced from 24 exons. The record is from RefSeq and is a predicted model, not a curated record. NCBI's taxonomy places the organism in Eukaryota, Metazoa, Mollusca, Bivalvia, Ostreida, Ostreidae.
UUCAAAAUGGCGACUACAGCGAAAACAUGACAACAAUCAUUUCUAUCAUAAUGCAGUUUUUAAUGCCGUUAAGUUAUGAUUUGUUUUCAGUUUUAACGAGGAAUUUUGUGUAUUUAGUGAUAAGAUUUAUUUCAAUUCAGUUUAAAAUUUGACAGAAGAAAAUUUCCAGCACAAAUCAAAAUGGAAAAUAUGGAGAAGGCGUCGAUCAUCAAAACUGUCAUCAUGUCAGCUAAUCAGUAUAUGUUCAACAAGAACAACUCCAACAUGAUCUUAUUCCAGCAUCAACUAGAUGUUCUAUUAGGAAUUACAUCUCGAGGAUCAGACUUGAAGUUUUUCCAUCCACGAAACCUCCUGCCAACAGAAUGUUUGACUGUGCUCAUUGAUAUCAUGAGAGAGACCAAUGAAAUGAAGCCCUCACUGAUGAUUAAGUGCCUACAGCUUCUACGGAACCUUGCUGUUGACAAAUAUAUCCGAGAAGCUUUACACGAGUCCUUUAACCUGACUCCGGUCCUGGUAGAUAUAAUUAAACAUACAUGUAAUUCAGCUGUCAAUCCUUUAUGUAUGGAGUCCCUCCAUUUAUUACAAAGAAUAAUAUAUGGGCAUAAAAUGGUACUUCAGGAGUCGUAUGUACAAGACCUGUUGGAUUUCAUCAUUCCACACAUAACAGACCCUGCCCAGGAUUGUACUCAGGUGUGUCUGGGACUGCUAGUCAAUCUCUGUAAAGAGAACUUCGCUAUUCAGACCUAUCUCAAAAACAUGGAGAAUUCCAAACAGUUGAAGAGGACCCUAUUGAAACAUAUAUCUGGAUCUGACGGAAAUCUGGACUGUAUCAUCUAUUCCAUCUCUGUUGUCACCAGUGUGUGGCUCCACGACCAGGAGUAUGAUAUGGUAUUUAAGCCAUCCAACUUGAGUCCCAUGUUCCAGUCUAUCUUUAACAUCAUAUUAAAGGGGGAGACUGGAAUGUCACGAAGAUACGGAGUCGAUCUCUUCAAGGACAUUCUCAAGGACAGUCAGAUACAGGGAGCCUUGUCAAAAUUCAGUCAUCUGUCUGCAUACAUAGAUGGAGUAUUGAAAUUAAUUCCAGUCAGUACUGCGGAGACAGUGGUCAUGGUGUUUGAAUUGCUGCUGUGUUUCUGCUCUAUAGAGGGAGUGAGGUGCUUAAUUUCUAGAAGUGUGCUGUCCACGUUAGAUUUUAAUGUCAGGCCUCAGUUCUCGGACAUGCUGAUUGGUCCUGUGAAUCAAGUCAGUGAACCGUUACUGGCCACGGUUCACUGGGCGCAACAGUCUUCAGACACACAUGACGAAGCACCUCUGUAUGCACUGGAUUUCCUAGCAGAAGUUUACGAGGAGCUGAUUUAUUCUAACACCAGACUGAAGUACUCCACCCAUGCUGACCUGGUGUUACCGGUUUUAUUGUCCUCACUGAAUUCUGAGAUAGACGUGGACAGUGAUCUCUGUAAUCCAAGGAAACACUGCAAAAAGAAAGUCAAGACGCUGCAACUUCUGUCAGUGUUGUCGGGGGAAGAUGAUAUCAGGAAGAAAAUGGUUGUUUUAUUUAAUCCAACAGUUUACAGUCAGCUGCUGGAUUUCCAGCUGACCAAUAACAGGGUCACUCUUCAUGUUAUGAAGAUGUCAACGAGUUGUGAAGAUUGGAGUGAAGAGGGAGUACAUAUUGUGAUAUUUUGCAUGGAGCUGAUGUCUAAACUGAAGAAGUACAUGCCGAAUGUGGAUGGCUUGUUCUGUUCCCUGUUACAGGACAGUAGGAUGGUUCCUUUCCUAUCAGCAGGACUGACUAGUCAUGAUCGCACCAUACUACAGACAGCUCUACAGCUCUUCAUCACUGGCACUGCCAUGGAUAAUUUUCCUACAGUCCUAAUUGGAGAUUCUAUGGCCAACUGUAAUGCCAGGAAGAAGGAGAUAACAGACAUUGCAAACACCGCUCCUCUAUCUCUUGGAUCCACCCUAAACAGCACACGACCUCCAUCUCUGUCACAUAAUCAUCUGGGGGACUUCUCCAGAUCGUCCAAUGGUGAACACGAUGCCUCUGUUCAGUCCAUUAUUGAGAAAAUGCAGACUGGAUUAGAGAAUGGAUGGGAGGAGUUUACCAAAGCAGUCAAAGAUAUCAACAGGUCUGAGAUCAUAGACAUUUACGAACACAAAAUCCAAGCUUUCCAGACUAAGGAGAACCAUCUUCAGGAUUUACUGGAUGCUAAAACACUGGCGUUGUCACAGGCAGACAGACUGAUCGCCCAGUACCGGUCACGAAGAGCACAGUACGAAGCGGAGGCUCAUAAAAUGCGGAGGUUGUUGAAGGAGUCUGAGUUACAGUCUGAAGAGCACAGAGAGAGAUUGAACGAGAUGAUGCUGCAUAAAGAAAAACUGAGCAUGGAACUGGAACAUCUGUCCCAGGAAUAUCAGAAAUUAGAACAUAUUUCAGAGGAAUACCAGCAGCUGAAUGCAGCUUAUGCAGACAUAAAUGACAGGUACGAGUCUGCCCAGAAGUCGCUGUUAUCUCUGAAACAAGAGCUGAAGACCCUGACAGAAAUGCACGAGAUUCUACAAAAACACAACGAGUCUUUAAAGCAACAGCACGAUCUGGCAUCUGAACAAUUAUCAAAACUUCAAGAGGAAAGAAAACUUCUGUCAAAGCAACUGAAAGAAAAAGAAGGAAAACUUCAAGAACUAACAAAAAGUCACACAAAGUUAGAGUCAAAAUAUGAAAAGGCAGAGAAGGAAAGAACGGAACUAGAGACAGGGUUAGACCAUCUGAGGGACACCGUCAAUAAGACAGAGCAGACCAAGAAACAGCUACAACAUCAGGUGUCAUCCUUGGAGCUUGUAUGUAAACAACAUGAAGCUGACUUAUUGUCAAAGGAUGACCAGAUAAAGGAAUUGGCGACCCAGCUGGAGAAACACACCCAGAUAGCUGCUCUUAUCCAUAGUCUAAGUAGCGGAAAGUCCGAGUCGGGGGCCAGUGUCACCAAGUGAAUAACGUACUGAGUGGACAGGACAGAUUGUAAAAUAGACUCACCGUGGAAAACAGGAACUAGUGAUUUACUUUCUGGAACAAGAUUCUCAUUGCAAAAAGUUUUGUGAUAUAUACUCUUGUAGUGUCUUCAAGUUGAAUUAUGAAGUUACUAUUUAAGUUUACAUGUUCUGCAUGUACAUGUUGUGUUGUCGGAGUACAAGUUUCUUGUAACUACCAGUCAGGGUCAUAAUGCAAACAAAUUAUUUCCAAAAAUAACUCAAAUGAGUUAUUUUUUGUCCCAAUGAGUUACCUCUCUUUGCUCUCACUUGCUCAACUGAAACAAGUUAUGUUUAAGUUGACGUACUCUGUUCCUUCAUUAAUAACUCAAAAGAAGUUAUUUUUAUUUUGACAUUUUUGUUUCAAUGUCUUAAUCUGACUACCAUGGAUUAAUUUCUAUCUGUUGUGUAGUGUAAAGUGACAAUGUAUGUAUCUGUUGUGAAUGUGACAAAGUUAACUCGCACACAAACACACAUUCUAAAUGAUCAGUUUUUUAAAGAAUAAUUCAAGAAACUAUUGAAUUUUAUUGUAAAGGACUACCCAAGCAAAUCACCUCACAUAUUGUCAGAUCUUAAUUUGAUAUGCAAUUUCAGAUUCAUACACGUGUGUAGUAAGAUAAACAUUCAAAUUUUUAUGAUAAAUUGUAUAUCUUUUGAUGAAUUUCAUUAAUACCUAUGCACUUUAUAUGUGAUAUAUUGUCUAAUUUUCAGGGAAUCUUAUUUCUUGCGUUUAUCGUAAGGCAUAUUGAUCGAAUAUCUGGUACAGUGAAGCUUGCUUUAUCAGACAUGCAGUUAAGACAAAUUUUGUGUCGUAUUAGACAGGCUUUGAGGUUGCACAGUGUAAAGUUAAUGGAGAAAACAAAAUUUUAUGAUGAAUAUAAGAUAAGAUUUCACAUUGUACAUGUAACAAGUAAUACAGGUUUCAGAUUAUGCAGGUUUCGCUGUACAUUUAUUUAUUUUGCAUAUUUUAAUUAGCUUGAACUAUAUGAUGAAAUUUUAAUAUGAAUCAGGAAAGUGACAUUAUUCAUCAUUAUAUCCUGAUUAAUUUGUCUCAGAUGUUUUUAACUGGCAUAACACUGUACAAAUCUGAGAAUUUUAAGAUCAAGAAAGGAAAAUUAAAAGGAAAUGAAAGUAAUGAA